Messenger RNA from Scophthalmus maximus (turbot), 2999 nucleotides. Its product is annotated as calcium homeostasis modulator protein 5-like. Gene Ontology annotation, molecular function: monoatomic cation channel activity. The transcript is spliced from 2 exons. The record is from RefSeq and is a predicted model, not a curated record. Bases 373 to 1305 code for a protein of 310 amino acids. NCBI's taxonomy places the organism in Eukaryota, Metazoa, Chordata, Actinopteri, Pleuronectiformes, Scophthalmidae.
UCCUUCCAAAUUAGCGACUGGAGCUGCAGGGAGGAGGCACGUAAACAGGGAUGUAAUGUGACCUGAAGAAAGGGGCUUUACAGACACGGUCUUUCCUUUUGACGAGAGAAGAUAUGCUGAGUAAAGAGGCAGAGGGGCGGGCGGGAGCGUCACACCGACUCAAAGAGCCUGAGGAGAAGAGUCAGUCGGCGUAGGGAGGGGCAUAGAGAGGCUUGGCAAUUGUGUUUUGUCUUCAGCUGUGAAACAAGAGCAGGCAAGGAAUGACUGGGAGGCUGCACCGACGCUGCACCGACACUCAACUUCUUCUCUCCAUAUACUCCCUACUGUUGUUGUAUUUCAUUUCUUGUACAGAUAGUGUCCUCCGCCAACAACAUGGACAACUUCAAGACCGUUUUGCAUUUCUUCUUGGACCAGAAGGCCACCAUUGGCUACAGCUUCAUGGCUCUUCUGACGAUAGGCGGGGAGCGAGUCUUCUCCAUGGUUUCCUUUCAGUGUCCAUGCAACCACGACCAGAACUUUGCCUAUGGGCUGACUUUCCUGCUGGGUCCUGCUGCCGUGCUCUUGGUCUUCGGUCUGUUCUUCAGCACCAGGUUGUGGAGGGUGUACACCGGUUGCUGUCUCAAUCCCACGAAGCUUUGCCCGCGCGGGAACUGCUUCGGCUGCCUCAGGUCGUUCGCCAGCAUCUUCACCGGGGCUUGCGUGGCCCCUAUAAUGUGGCUCUCCGUGGCCCUGCUCAACGGGACCUUUUAUGAGUGUGCCGUCAGCGGUCUCGACGACAACCUGGUGGUGGGUGUGUUCUGUAAGAACAAGACCUUGACGUGUCGCGAGGAGCUGGCUCGAGUGCCCUGCGACCGCUCCAAACUGUCCAGUGAUGAGCGCAUGGAGCUGCUGCUGAUGCUCAGGGCCCAGUCACAGAUCCUGGGCUGGUGCAUCAUCAUCCUCUCGGCCGUUGUGGGCCUCCUGGGUACCUGCUGUAAAAACUGUCGCUCCCAGGUCAGCUACCUGCAGCUCACAUUCUGGAAACGCUACUCAGAGAGGGAGAAGCAGCUCUUUGACACCUUCGCUUUGGACCAGGCCACCAAGCUAGCGGAGAGAAACCUGCAGAGCUUCUUCGAGAACAAGCACCCUGAUCCGUUUCCCUUCCCCAAUCACAAGGCCUGGGAGGAGAUCUCCGCACACUACACCUUCUCCAGAAGCGAGCAGUAUUACAGCACUCUGCAGCGGUACGUGGAGAGGGCGGACAGGGACUUCACGCCAGAGAAGAGACCGGUCAUGGAUUUCGAGCAUGGAAUAGAGAUGAGCUAGAGAGGAGGAGGAUUUCUUCUUUUCUGUUUGGGCUCUUCCUAGGGUCCACGUGUAUGACCAUGAUGGUAAAUGACAUACAGAAAGUGAAGGAGCAGGCAAACAGCGGCUGUUAGUAUGAGCCAUGUUGAGGUUCGAUGGAGGAAAAGAAAAGUAUUUUACUCCCGAAUGGUACAACCUUGUUCAAACACAUGAAAGGGGCAUAACCACCACUUUAUAACUCUGUGUGAAUGUGUCGUCGUUUAGCUUCUAUUACUUAUGCAGUGCUUGAACUUUUGUCCUACUUUGGAUUUGCAAAGUAACUUACUAACAAAGAUAAGGUCAGGGGCGUCGCUGCAACCAGGAAAACACUGAGGUCAUGUCUUUGCUAUUAUUCCUGACAAGUGGCCGGUUAUAUAGUAACCCCUCAGAUUGUAGCCAAUUUAAAACCACAGUGGCCAGUCUGGUACCAGCUGUUGUAAAGUCAGCGCCAUUAAAAACACACAGGUAGUCUAGGGCUUGAUUAAGGGAUAAUUGCUCAUGUUGUUGUUUCGGCGACUCCCAUUUUUAGUCUAGGCAUGUUGUAUAUGUAUUUAUCACUCACUUUUUUUGGGAACUGGAGACUGCUCCUGAUCCGAAAGUUUAAAAAUAUGGGUGUGGCUCCGAGCAUGUUCAAAGCCAACAUUUAAAGCUUUUGGCUAAGACAACUAACAUUUUAACCUCUUAAUGGGUUCAGGGGUCCACAGCUUCAAGAGCGUCCACUCUACAAUUCCAAAAAAUCCUAUAACAUUUUUAAACUGAAUAUUUUAACACAUGGUCCUUUGUUCCAAAGACAAAGGAGAGCAAGAAAACUCAGACUUCCAUGGUCCUUCAUCUUAUCACACCUUUGGAGGAAAAUUUGUUCCAAACUCCAGCUACCAUUGGUCAUCGGGGGUCACCAGCUCAGCUCUCCCUUUAGGAGAAAAACUCUGCUCUCUAAGUUUCUGACUUAAUUCAUGCCUGCCUGAAGCAGACUGCUAAACCAACCAAAGGCAGUGAUGCGAGAGCCUGCCCAAGGACCAACCAAGGCUGUAAAGAAUAGUUUUACAUCAGUGGCUACGACACAAAGUCCUAUUGCCAGCUGAUGGAGCAACAGGAGCCACCAGGUAGAGUUAGUGUCAAGGAUCUUACUCUGUGAGGAGACCAAGGACACUGACACCACACGGCACGACUGCAGCUAACUGGACGAACAGACCAGCAAACCAAAAGGGCCCAUCUUCUUUUUUCCAUGAACUUGGUAAAGUAACCUGGGCAUAUAACAUAGCAUAGCUAUGAACAGCUGAACAUUGUAAUGUUUAUCUCUGGUAGUGUGUAUUGUAUUGAUUUGAGUCAACGUGUUCACUAAGCAUUAUUGUUCUGUCUGUAACUAAGCCACCUGUUAACCACGGCACCUUUGUCCUACACCAAGUGGCCAAGAAACACGGCACGUGGCCGAGCUGACGCCUUUGAAUCCGCCAUUGUGUUGUAGUUUCUUUGUUUACCACCAUCUUGUUUGUAGAACUCCUCAGACCUUUGACCUCACCAUUAAAAAUGGGCCAUCUAGUCUGUGCAUAUGCACAGACAGACAGACAACGACUCACACACUCAGGCCUGUAUAUAUAUAUAUAUAUAUUUACAUUUGUUCGAUUAGAUAUUGUUGUUUUUCAACUUGUCUGUGAAAUAAAUGCUUCUAAUAUGAA